AUCGCCGCCGCCACGUUCCUUAUGCGCUCCGCCCUCCGCGUCUCGCAGCGCGCGCACCGCCUGAGGCCGCAGAGCGCCCCCGGCGCGCCGGCCUCGGUCGCGGAAGCAGCCAGGGGCGCGCUCGCAGCUGCCAUGUCGAGCCGCGCAUACCACGCGCCACUCCGUGAGAUGAACUUCCUGCUGUACGACGUGCACAACUUUGAGGGGCACUACAAGGGGCUGAACGAGGAGGUGCUCACGCCGUGCGAUCGCGAGACCGUGGACAUGGUCGUGGACGCCACCAAGACGAUGUGCGAGGAUGUGCUCGCGCCUCUGAACGAGGGCGGCGACCGGGUCGGCUCUGUGUGGAAGGACCCAAACACGGUGGUGACGGCGCCCGGGUUCAAGGACGCGUACAAGAUGUACGCCGAGAACGGCUGGCAGGCGCUCUCCUUCCCGGAGCAGUACGGAGGGCAGGGACUGCCGAUGUCGCUCGCGCUCGUGCAGUCGGAGAUGAUCGCGGCCGCAAACUGGACAUGGCUGAUGUUCCCGGGCCUGUCCAAGGGGGCGAUCAACACGAUCAUCGCGCACGGGUCGGAGGACCUCAAGGACGAGUGGCUCCCCUCCCUCAUCUCUGGCGAGAUGACCGGCACCAUGUGCCUGACCGAGCCGCAGGCACACACAGCGCCCCGCUCGCCCACCAAGCCUUGCGGCUCCGACCUCGGCCAAGUGACGACCAAGGCGGUGCCCAUCGACGGGGCGGAGGGCGAGUACUCGAUCUCGGGCACCAAGAUCUUCAUCUCGUGCGGCGAGCACGACAUGACGGACAACAUCGUGCACUGCGUCCUCGCGCGGCUGCCCGACGCGCCCGCGGGCACGGCGGGCAUCUCCCUCUUCCUCGUGCCCAAGCGCCUCAAGACGGGGGAGCUGAACAACCUCGGCACGUCGCGCAUCGAGGACAAGAUGGGCUGCCACGGCUCGCCAACCUGCCAGCUCGAGUUUGAGGGCGCGAAGGGCUGGCUGAUCGGCACGCCCAACCGCGGCUUGAACCACAUGUUCACCUUCAUCAACACCUCGCGGCUCGGCACGGCCGUGCAGGGCAUCGCCGCCGCGGAGCUCGCCUUCCAAAACUCGCUCUGGUACGCAAAGGAGCGCCGCUCGAUGCGCUCCCUCUCCGGCAGCAAGGAGCCGGACCAGGUGGCCGACGCGAUCAUUCACCAACCGUCGGUGCGCACGAUGCUGCUCACGCAGAAGGCCGUCGCGGAGGGCGGCCGCUCGAUGGUGUACGAGUGCGCAAAGAUCGCCGACCUGAUGCAGCAGGCCGAGUACGCGGGCGACGACGCCGCGGUCAAGCAGCACGAUGGCCGCCUCGCCUUCCUCACCCCCAUCCUCAAGGGCUUCCUCACCGAGGUUGGCAAGGAGGCGGCCGACCUGGGCAUCCAGGGGAGAUAAUCUCCCCCCACCUCUCCCC
Emiliania huxleyi CCMP1516 is the source of this 1450-nucleotide messenger RNA. RefSeq names its product putative acyl-CoA dehydrogenase. The transcript is spliced from 7 exons. NCBI's taxonomy places the organism in Eukaryota, Haptophyta, Isochrysidales, Noelaerhabdaceae. The coding region runs from base 22 to 1431 and encodes 469 amino acids. Gene Ontology annotation, molecular function: oxidoreductase activity, acting on the CH-CH group of donors; flavin adenine dinucleotide binding. The record is from RefSeq and is a predicted model, not a curated record.